GAGAGGGGAGAGAGAGAGAGCCCCAAAGCAGCCUCGUGCCUCUGAGCUGGGAUCUGCCAGGGCACAGCCAGCAUGUUGGUCCUCAGCCCGCUUGUCCGGGGAUCUUACCUGCUGCUUUUCUUCUGCUUUGCUUUGCCUCAGACUGCGUACGCUGACAAUGUCUUCUCACUUUCAGCAGAUCUGCCUUGUUUGGAACAGAAGAAGCAGCACUGCAGAGCAUGCUGCCUCCUUGGCCCUCCUCCGCCGCCCCUGUUCCCACCACCGUACUUCAGGCACAGCUGGAGCACUAAGCUGGAUAUGGAAGAGCUGUGUCAUGAGCUCCGGAUAAUACAGGCUUCCUCUCUGCCUGAAUUGCACUGCUCUGCAGGGCCUCCUGGCCCCCAGGGUCCACAAGGAAUUCCUGGUAUAAUGGGACUAAAAGGGGAGAAAGGGGAGAUUGGCAGGCCUGGAAGAAAGGGCAGACCGGGUCCCCCGGGCGUCCCUGGGAUGCCAGGACCAGUAGGAUGGCCUGGACCUGUGGGACAGAAGGGUGAAAAGGGAGAGUUGGGUGUGAUGGGAUUGCCAGGUACAAGAGGACCAAUGGGCUCCAAGGGUUUUCCUGGAACUAGAGGAGAAAAGGGAUCCAGAGGUGACAGAGGCGACAAAGGAGUCAAAGGAGACCCGGGAGAAAUAGGCUUCCCUGGAAUGCUGGGACAAAAAGGAGAGAUGGGCCCCAAGGGACAGUCUGGAGUACCAGGACACAGAGGACCUAUAGGAAGACCUGGAAAACGAGGCAAACAAGGACUCAAGGGAGACAUUGGACCGGCGGGUGUCAUGGGCCCGCCUGGCAGGCCUGGCCCUGUUGGCCAGCCAGGCCCCCCUGGACCCUCAGGACUAGGGCAAUUUGCAAUAGGACCAAAGGGAGAAAGAGGACUUCCAGGGCCUCCAGGGAGAUGUCUCUGCAGAACCCCACAGCAAAUGAGUAACCCAUCAUAUGAGCACUCUGUGUUUGGACACAGCUACCCAAAAGUUCCCGCGAUUUUUGUGGUGAACAAUCAAGAAGAAUUGGACCGGUUAAACACCGAGAACGCGUUAGCAUUUAGAAGAGAUCAGAGAUCUUUGUAUUUCAAGGAUACCUUUGGAUGGCUCCCAGUCCAGCUCUCCCCUCUGUACCCCGUGGAUUACCGCCUGGAGGAGGGGGGCACCUGUGGAGAUGGCAUUGUGCAGGAUGGGGAGGAGUGCGACGACGGCAACGCGGUGGUGACCGAUGACUGCAUAAGGUGCCGCCGUGCUUACUGUGGAGAUGGCUACAAGCAUGAGGGCAUUGAAGACUGUGAUGGGAUGGAUUUUGGAUACUUGACAUGUAGAACUUACCUUCCUGGGUCUUACGGGAAACUGCGCUGCACUCCUUACUGCUACAUUGACUCCACACAGUGUCGAUACUUCACAUGAGGGAGCAGAGGUGGGCAGCAUCCCUCGCCUAGGGGUGCUAGGUGCUACACUAUCACCUAUCCAAGAAGGACUGGGACAAAAAAACAACCCACCCACCUCUGGGAAAACAAACAAACAAAGACACAUCAUGCUGCUGAUGGCCAUUCUGAGAUUUUUUUUUUAAUAUAGAUUUGUCAGAUAGGGAAAAAUAGGACCACUGCAUCCUGUCUUAAUAGAGAAAUAAAUGUCAAGUUGUGUGUGCCAGUGAGACUUCCAUGCGGCUGCAGAUGGCUCUCCAUCACAAAAGCAACAUUAAACUACUGGAAGCUGAGUUUCAUUAACCAGGAAUGCCAUGUAACAAUUACCUCGACUUAGCACUGUUAAACCAAAAUAUAGUCUCUUCAGGGGUUUUGUCUUUAACCCUUCUCUGCAUAAACACAAAGCAUAUCUUGGAUGCAGUGUUUAGAGGGACUUUCUCUUUUAUUACAAUGUGAACUUAGCAAAUGUUGCAUCCACUAGAGAUGACUUCAGCAACUCUAAGGUUACCAGUGCUCCUUCAUUGGUCAAAGGAGUUGAAGUUCUUUCAGAAUCAGCAAACCAGUCAAAUAAGCUGGUUAACAUCACCUUCAGGUGAAGGCGUUGUCUGUGUGUGUCUGUGCACUACAAGCAGUCAGGGGAGGCUGGCAAAAUGCAGCACAAAAGGACAAACUGGACAAAUAAACUGUGAAAUAGCCAAGAAGUUCUCUCCCAGGAGAAAAUCAGACAAGGAGGGAAGAUAAAGAAGGAAUAUAUUUCUGUAUUUUUCUCCUCUGUGCUGAGCUGGCUGGGCUCUGCCUGACCCCAAGGGGCUGGGACAUCAUUGGCUCCCUGCCUGAAACCACAGCCAUGUACACAUUGUCUUCUCUCUGGUGUCCACACUGGAAGGUCUUUGCAUUUGCAACCCCUUGUCUACUCAGCCAUCACCACUGAAUUCCCAGUUAUCCCCUGUGCUCCCUCCCCCUGUGCCACUGGCUGUUUCUGCACCGUGUGCCCUAGGGUGUGUGUGCUCACUUUUGUAUCGACAAAAAUCAGACCAUGGAGUAGGGCAUCCGUGGGUGCUCGGUCAUGCUGUGCAAUGUACA
Camarhynchus parvulus is the source of this 2531-nucleotide messenger RNA. It is a transcript of the gene COLQ, whose product is annotated as collagen like tail subunit of asymmetric acetylcholinesterase. Lineage: Eukaryota; Metazoa; Chordata; Aves; Passeriformes; Thraupidae. The coding region runs from base 73 to 1431 and encodes 452 amino acids. The transcript is spliced from 17 exons. Gene Ontology annotation, molecular function: heparin binding. The record is from RefSeq and is a predicted model, not a curated record.